Molecule: messenger RNA, 861 nt
Organism: Neopelma chrysocephalum (saffron-crested tyrant-manakin)
Lineage: Eukaryota; Metazoa; Chordata; Aves; Passeriformes; Pipridae
Gene: CAMKV
Product: CaM kinase like vesicle associated
Exons: 7
Coding region: 205-846 (213 amino acids)
Biological process (GO): peptidyl-serine phosphorylation
Cellular component (GO): intracellular anatomical structure
Molecular function (GO): calmodulin binding; calcium/calmodulin-dependent protein kinase activity; ATP binding
Source: RefSeq, a predicted model, not a curated record
CGCGGGGCCGCGCCGCGACGGACCGACGGCUCGGCUGGGACCGGCUGGGAGCGCUGGGAGCGCCUGGGAGCGGCUCGGCUCGGCCCGGCUCGGCCCCGGCCCGGCACGGGAGGGCGGGAGGGAGGGGCGCGCUCCCCCCGAGCGGCGGCUCCGGGCCGCAGCCCCCCGUUGCGGUCGGAGAGGCGUGCAGCACCGGGCCCUGCGAUGCCGUUUGGCUGCGUGACGCUGGGAGACAAGAAAGAUUAUAACCAGCCGUCCGAGGUGACUGACAGAUAUGACCUGGGCCAGGUCAUCAAAACGGAAGAGUUCUGUGAAAUCUUCCGGGCCAAGGAGAAGUCGACGGGGAAGCUCUACACCUGCAAGAAGUUUCUGAAGCGGGACGGGCGGAAAGUGCGGAAGGCAGCCAAAAACGAGAUCAUCAUCCUCAAAAUGGUAAAGCACCCCAACAUCCUACAACUAGUGGAUGUCUACAUCACCCGCAAGGAAUAUUUCAUCUUCCUGGAGCUGGCCACUGGCCGGGAGGUCUUUGACUGGAUCCUGGAUCAGGGCUACUACUCCGAGAAGGACACCAGCAAUGUCAUCCGGCAGGUGCUGGAGGCUGUUGCCUACCUGCACUCGCUCAAGAUCGUCCACAGGAACCUCAAGCUGGAGAACCUGGUGUACUAUAACCGCCUGAAGAACUCCAAGAUCGUCAUCAGCGACUUCCAUCUGGCCAAGCUGGAGAACGGGCUCAUCAAGGAACCCUGCGGCACCCCUGAGUACCUGGCUCCAGAGGUGGUGGGGCGGCAGCGGUACGGGCGGCCGGUGGACUGCUGGGCCAUCGGUGUCAUCAUGUACAUCCUGUGAGUGUGGGGUGAGGGC